Messenger RNA from Capsicum annuum, 724 nucleotides. RefSeq names its product protein SAR DEFICIENT 1-like. The record is from RefSeq and is a predicted model, not a curated record. Lineage: Eukaryota; Viridiplantae; Streptophyta; Magnoliopsida; Solanales; Solanaceae. Gene Ontology annotation, biological process: regulation of salicylic acid biosynthetic process. The annotation marks the transcript as partial. Gene Ontology annotation, cellular component: nucleus. The transcript is spliced from 3 exons. Gene Ontology annotation, molecular function: DNA-binding transcription factor activity; sequence-specific DNA binding; calmodulin binding.
AUGGCAGCUAAACGAUUCUUUGAUGACUCCGACCCCGACCCGAACCAACGGAAUAACAAGCGGAUAAAAUCUACCGCUACUAGACCUUCUUUCGCUUCUGUCAUUAAAGAAGUGGUUAUGGUGAAUUUCCUAGACAAUGUCUCUUCCGCCUUGGAACCCAUGCUCCGUCGAGUGGUUAAUGAAGAGGUGGAAAAAGGACUGAGGCGUUAUUCAUGCCGUACAAUAAGUAGAUCUCCUUCACUGCGAAUCAAAGCAUUAGAGCCGUCAAUUCUCCGUCUCAUCUUCAACAAAAAUCUCCAUCUUACAAUCUUCACCGGCAGCAAAAUCACCGGCGUCGAUGGACGGAAUCUCCAAAUUCUACUGGUGGAUACAAGCGGCGAAGGCAUGGUUCCGACGACUUUACCGUAUCCUAUAAAAGUAGAAAUCGUCGUACUCGACGGAGAUUUCCCUUCUGAAACGAAUUGGUCACGUGAUGAAUUCGACAAAAAUAUCGUUAAGGAGAGAACUGGAAAGAGGCCAUUGCUUACCGGUGAACUCAAUUUCACGAUGCGUGACGGCGUCGCUACCGUUGGGGAAAUCGAAUUCACUGAUAAUUCGAGCUGGAUUAGGUGCCGGAAAUUCAGAAUUGGUGCAAAAGUGGUUCAAACUGGGAAUAAUCAAAAUACUGUUCGAAUUACAGAAGCCAUUACUCAAGCUUUUAUGGUUAAAGAUCACCGCGGAGAAU